Molecule: messenger RNA, 320 nt
Organism: Staurois parvus
Lineage: Eukaryota; Metazoa; Chordata; Amphibia; Anura; Ranidae
Source: the annotation of a GenBank genome assembly
UGCCAUGUGCCAGUGCUCAUCAGUGCCACAUCAAUGCCACAUAUCAGUGCCCAUCAGUGCCACCUAUCAAUGCCAAUCAGUGCCACCGAUCAGUGCUGCCAAUCAGUGCCACCUAUCAGUGCCAGUCAGUGUCGCCUAUCAGUGCGCAUCAGUGCCAGUCAGUGCCACCUAUCAGUGCCAGUCAAUGCCGCCUAACAGUGCCAGUCAGUGCCACCUAUCAGUGCCGCCUAUCAGUGCCAUGUAUCAGUGUCAUGUAUCAGUAUCAGUGCUGCCUUUCAGUGCCCAUCAGUGAUGCCUGUCAAUGCCCACUAGUGCAACCU